Molecule: messenger RNA, 6569 nt
Organism: Scylla paramamosain (green mud crab)
Lineage: Eukaryota; Metazoa; Arthropoda; Malacostraca; Decapoda; Portunidae
Gene: ATP7
Product: copper-transporting ATPase 1-like
Exons: 26
Coding region: 649-4806 (1385 amino acids)
Biological process (GO): copper ion homeostasis; monoatomic cation transport
Cellular component (GO): membrane
Molecular function (GO): ATP binding; copper ion binding; P-type divalent copper transporter activity
Source: RefSeq, a predicted model, not a curated record
CCAGCACCGCAGCGACGUGACUGACAUUUGAUGGGGUGCUGUGCUUUGCGAAGAGGGGGACUCGCACCUCACUUUCCUGACUGCCUAGUACGCGUCAGUUAAUCUGCUAGGUACAAAAUGGUCCACAUGUAUAGUACAUAACGCUUGGGGCAUUGUCAUUUGUCAACUUGUGGGUCACUCGAAAAACCGUGACUCUGCAGGAGUGAGUGAUAGGUGUCAGAGAACCACUGCUCUGUACUGUCAAAGUGAAUCAAGAGCCGAUGAAGGUCAGCCAGCUGGGAGUGUGUAGGGCAGUGUCGCCUGCACCACUUGGCAUCAGGGAGGCAGUGCAGGACACCAGGAAUGGCUGGAGAAGGUAGCACCAAGUUUUGGCUGACCUGCGGUGGAUGCCUGUAUGGUGAGCAGAAACCCCACACUGCCGCCACCACCACCACAGGUAGCUCAUGGCCCUAGGGAGUGGUAGGCCUAGAUGAUGAGCUGCCACCUACACCACCCACCUGGACAGAGACUUUUAAAUUCAUCCUUGCACUGUGCCCUGCUGUGUGGUGACCAGUAGUGAUGUGCUCCCAGCAAAGACACUGCGACACUGGGAGUUUUACGGUGACUCGGUAGUGUUUUCAUAACGACGCCCUGCUGCACACAUCAACCAUGGCGAGUGUGACUUCAGUGAUCAGCAUCGAGGGCAUGACCUGCCAGUCCUGUGUGAGGAACAUUGAGGGGGUGGUAGGUGGCCUUCCUGGCAUACACUCCGUCAAGGUAGAUCUGGAGGGCAAGCGUGGAACAGUGAUCCAUGAUCCAAAAGUGGUACUUGGGGUACAGAUAGCAGACAGAAUUGAUGACAUGGGAUUUGAAGCAAAGUUGGAGAAAAGUGAGACUCAAGUGGAUAUGGAGGGUCAGACCAAGCUUCCCAAUGGUGACGUAAAGGUGGAGAACUUGCUGGGAGAGGUGGUCAACUGUGCCUGUGGAGACCAACUGGUGCAGAUCUCCAUUAAAGGCAUGACUUGCAACUCCUGUGUGAAGAACAUUGAGGGCAACAUUGGACAGAAGACUGGUGUGCGCUCCAUCAGAGUGUCUUUAGAGGAUGAGGUGGCCACCCUUAUCAUUUCCCCUACAGAUGUCACUGCAGAAGCUGUCAGAACCAUGAUAGAUGACAUGGGAUUUGAAGCUGCCCUGCUUCAACAGGAAUCCACAACUGUUAUUAUUGGCAUUGAGGGCAUGACCUGCAUGUCCUGUGUCAAAAACAUUGAGUCUACUGUUGGGAAGAAACCCGGUGUUAUCAUGAUUAAGGUGAAUUUGGAGGAGAAAAAGGGAGUGGUAUCUAUAGAUCCACAAAAAACAACCCCAGAGGAGGUGCGGGACCACAUAGAUGACAUGGGGUUUGAGGCGACACUUGUGCCAUCUGACUCAGCUGAGGGCGUGGAGACCUGUGUUGUGUCCAUCAAGGGAAUGACAUGCAAUUCCUGUGUCAAGAACAUUGAGGGCACCAUAGGGGAGAAACCAGGUGUCGUCACCAUAAAAGUCAGUUUGGAGAAUGAAGAAGGUACAGUGAAAUACAACCCAUCUGUAGUGAGUGCUGAGGUAGUGGCAGAAAUGAUAGAUGACAUGGGCUUUGAGGCAGCUCUCCAGACCUCAUCAACCACCACCAGUAAAAGAAAGAAGCAAAAAUCAUCCCAUGAAGGAAGCGUCAGCAGCUCAUGGCAGGAGAAUGCAGCCUUUGAGGGGGACGAAGCAGACCUUGAGAAGUGUUUCCUCCGCAUCACGGGCAUGACCUGCGCAUCAUGUGUGGCAGCCAUUGAGAAGCAUGCCAGGAGAAUACAAGGUGUCCACAGCAUCCUGGUGGCCCUGAUGGCAGCCAAGGCAGAGGUGCGAUAUGACCCAUCAGUGGUUUUGCCAGAGCAGGUGGCCAAUAGCAUCUCGGAACUUGGCUUUCCCUCUUCAGUCAUGGAGGAGUCAGGGGCAGGCCAGGGGGAGGUGGAUCUCAAUAUAAGUGGUAUGACCUGCUCCUCAUGUGUGUUUGCCAUUGAGUCCAAUGUGAUGAAGUUGAAAGGGAUCAAGUCGGCCGUUGUGGCGCUGGCAACUGAGCGGGGAAAGUUUCGCUUUGAUCCAGCUGUCACCGGACCGAGGGACAUCAUAGAAUGCAUUAAUGGCCUCGGCUUCAAUGCCUCACUCUUCACCCAUGAUGGCUCCAAGGCAAACUAUCUGGACCACAAGAAGGAGAUCAUCAAGUGGAGAAAUUCCUUCAUAGUUUCUCUUAUCUUUGGUGUUCCAGCCAUGCUGGUGAUGGUGUACUUCAUGGCCAUGAUGGAGCACAUGACCCAUGAGGAGAUGUGUUGUGUGCUGCCCGGCCUCUCCCUGGAGAACCUGUUGCUCUUUUUGCUGGCCACUCCUGUCCAGUUUAUUGGUGGGCGUCACUUUUAUGUUCAAGCCUUCAAAGCAUUACGGCACAAGACAGCCAACAUGGAUGUGCUGAUCAUGCUGGCCACCACCAUCUCUUAUGUGUACUCCCUGGGUGUAGUGGUGGCUGCCAUGGUGCUGCAGCAGACUGCCAGCCCUAUGACUUUCUUUGACACUCCCCCAAUGCUGUUGGUGUUCGUCUCCCUUGGCCGCUGGCUGGAACACAUUGCUAAGGGGAAGACCUCAGAGGCCCUGGCCAAGCUGAUGUCCCUACAGGCAACAGAAGCUAUUCUGGUCACACUGGAUGAGAACAGUGAAGCAAUCUCAGAGAAGACAAUUGAUGUUCAGCUUAUUCAGAGAGGAGACAUCCUCAAGGUGAAGCCAGGAGAAAAGAUCCCAGUGGAUGGCCGUGUUGUCUCAGGGGAGAGCUUGGCAGAUGAAUCCCUCAUCACUGGGGAGUCAAUGCCAGUGGCCAAGAAGCCAGGCUCUCAGGUCAUCGGUGGUGCCAUUAACCAGAAUGGCCUCCUCAUGAUAAGAGCCACACACAUUGGCAGUGACACAACUCUUGCACAGAUAGUGAAGCUGGUAGAGGAAGCCCAGACCUCCAAGGCUCCUAUCCAGCAGCUGGCUGAUAAGAUUGCUGGCUACUUUGUCCCCAUGGUGGUCACUGUGUCCACCCUCACUCUCUUCUCCUGGAUCGUCGUGGGUUACGUUAACAUUGAGUUGGUGGAUGCUGACUAUGCUACAAAGGAGAAAGAAGGGUUCACAAGGGUUGAGAUCAUCUUGGAGUUUGCAUUCCGGUGUGCCAUCACGGUGCUUGCCAUUGCAUGUCCCUGUGCUUUGGGUCUGGCCACACCCACCGCAGUCAUGGUGGGCACAGGCGUUGGAGCAACUAAUGGCAUCCUCAUCAAGGGUGCUGAGCCUCUGGAGAACUCACACAAGGUGAAAAGCAUCGUAUUUGACAAGACUGGAACCAUUACUCGGGGCACACCAACCCUCACUAUGAUCUCCCUCUACGUGAAUGAGUCCAUCUGUUCCCUUGCUCAGUUCCUGGUGGUGGUCGGGGUGGCAGAGAACAACAGUGAGCACCCUAUUGCCACAGCCAUUGCCAAGUUCUGCAAGCAAGCCUUAGGUCACUUAAGUGCCCACUGUGAUGACUUCAAGGCUGUGUCAGGCUUUGGUCUGCAGUGUGUGGUGUCAGGCACAAACCACCUCAUGCAGGCAGCGAGGUCUUCUGAGAUGCUGCUCAAUGUUAAGAACCUCACCAUUACGUACAUCAACGAGUAUGGAUUGACUGAUGUUUUGGAUCAGUCACCUCAGCAGCGGGAAGACAUGUUCCUGAUUGGUGAAGUGUUGAUAGACUACUCCCAUCAGCCAGGCAAGUCUAUGGGUAACUCAAGCAACUCCAUCAUCUCGGACAACACUCAGGUUACUGAACCCUACAAGGUGCUCAUUGGUAACCGAGAAUGGAUGAAGCAGAACUCAGUGGUGGUGCCUAAGAAUGUGAAUGAUCAAAUGGUGGAACAAGAAAACUUGGGUCGUACUGCUGUCCUUGCUGCUAUCAAUGGACAACUGAUAGGGAUGAUGGCUGUUGCUGAUACCAUAAAACCUGAGGCAGCCCUGACAGUCUAUUCCCUCAAGAAGCGAGGCCUUAAUGUCAUCCUACUCACCGGCGACAACCAGAAGACUGCCACAGCCAUUGCCAAGCAAGUUGGCAUCACCAAAGUGUUUGCCGAGGUCCUUCCAUCCCACAAGGUCAAGAAAGUGAAGCAGCUUCAGGAGUCAGGACACAAGGUGGCAAUGGUUGGGGACGGUGUCAAUGACUCACCAGCACUGGCACAGGCUGACGUGGGCAUUGCCAUCUCCUCAGGGACAGACGUGGCAGUGGAAGCAGCUGAUGUGGUGCUUAUAAGAGAUGACUUGAUAGAUGUGGUGGGUUGCCUAGACCUCUCCAAGAAGACUGUACGAAGAAUUCAUCUCAACUUCAUCUUUGCCUCCAUCUACAAUCUUGUGGGUAUUCCUGUGGCUGCUGGGGUCUUCAGGCCUCUUGGCUUUGUGCUGCAGCCAUGGAUGGGGUCAGCAGCCAUGGCCAUGAGCUCUGUGUCUGUGGUGUUGUCUUCCCUCCUGCUCAAGAUGUACCGGAAGCCAACCCGGAAAAGUUUAUCCACACUGGAGUACCACAAGGAACAAGAGAAACGCUUUGGCGGCCAGUUUGACGAUGACAUUUCUGUGCACCGUGGGUUUGAUGACAUUCCUCGUCCUCCUUCGCCGUCUUCUGCACUCUCGAGGGACACUGUAACUGCUGAAACCUUGCCGAGACGAAUGGACUGGCCGAUAUCAGACACGCCGACUUCUUCAAAACACCAAAAAAAACCCCAAGGCGGGAGAUAUGAGUUUCUGGCACUGUUGUAAAACCCUGAUCUUUACAUGUGCUGUGGUUGAUUGGAUGAACAUAUCACGAAUGAAGAACCAAGGUGUGAAAGAAUGAGUUGUAUUUCCAUAGAAGAAAGCAGCAACUCAGGGAGGACAUUGGGAGACAGGAUGUCAACAGACAAGUGGCAACUCAGGGAAGAUUUUGGGAGACACGAUGUCAACAGUCUUCACCAGUGCCCUACUAGGAUUUGGCAUCAAAGCAUGGUUGUUUCUUCCAUAUGUGCCAGGAUUUAUAAAGUUUUAUGUUAAUUGUAUAACAUAAAUGGAUAAAGUAAACUUAUACAGAGAGAAAAUACAGUAUUCAUCCCAAGGUGAUGAUACAACCCAAACCCAAGAUAAUGUGUGUAGUAUUUAGUUCAUUUUGCCACAUUUGUUACUUUCUGCUUGAUGACGGUGGUUAAAAAUGUCCCCAAAAUUUUAUUAAUUGGUUUGAUAAUACACAAAUGAUGUUAAAAAAAAUUCCAGCAUACUUUUUUUUUUUUUUUUUUUUUUUUUAAGUUGGCUGUUAAAUAUGGCAAUUUUUUUCAUAUCAUGGUGAACACCCCAAUUGAACUAGUGUGAUAUUACAACCACUAUAGCUUAAUUCAAUAUACAGUCAGUUAUCUUGGGAUGAAAUUUAAUUAAGUUUUUAGGCUUUCCUUUUGCUAAAUAGCUACAGUCGACCCUCCAUUUAACGAAACUUAGUUUAAUGAAUUUCAGAUUUAACAGACACUGUACAUUGUCCAAACAAGAAUCUGGACAAAUGGAUAAACGUCCAUUAUUUGAAAAUUUGUUCAGUUGGUGGCAGACGGUGGGGGAGCAACGGCAGUUUCCUGCCAAACGGGAAUGUAGGAGGGUUGGAGGCAGGAGUGUCAGUCUGCAGUAGCAACAGCCUUCGUCUGGUUGUGCUCACAGUAUUUAUACAGUCUGUUUAGUGCUAUUUAGUGUUGUCAAGAUGCCUAAACAGCAAGAAUACUGUAUCUUUAAUAUACAAGAUACAUUUAGCCUAGGCUAAGAGUGGUACUUUACAUGGUGGUACAGAACAUGCAUUAUGGUUUUCCACCAUUGGACACUUUCCAUUAACAGACUGUUGCUGGUCUCAUUUUGUCAGUUAAAUGGAUGGUCGUCUGUUCAUCAAGUAGAAAAAAAAGUAUGUACAGUUCCAUUCAUGACCUGUUUUUUUCUUCUUUCUGUCCAAUGUUGACUACUUUCUCACUCUAUCAUUCUUUAUCACUCUUUUAUCUGCCCGUGUAUUUGGUGGAUUACUUCAACAGUGAUUUUAUCCAGUAUGUGCACCAACACAGCAUUAUUUUUUGGGAGUAAACCACCAAUUCAUAUGAUUGCAUUAUAAUGUUUCCUCUGUUAUGAGGAGGGACUGAAGUCUAUAUGACACUGACAGAAAACCAGUAUUAUAAAUGUUAGAAUUUUUAUGAAACCAGAAAACAGCAUUUAGUUUUUUUAUUGUGAAGAGUGUCAUUAUGACAAGUGGCUUCAAGGAGUUUUCUGAAAGAAAUGCUCCCUUGCAGUUUUUAUGCACAAUUUCAUGUCUAGAACAGUAAUCAAUAGAUAUAUACUUAAAGAAAAGUUUGUACAGUCAUUUCACUGGUGAACAGUAACUGAUUCCAGUGUAGUGUCAUGUUGGUGUGGGUAUUAUAGCAGUGUAUAAGCAUGUUAAACUAGAUGGAUUAGAAAUUCACAUAAGAAAGUUGCAUGGAAUGUGUAGCUGCAUGAUAAGAGCAUGCUGAAUGAAACAUUAUGCUGCA